CUAGCAUCGAAAAAGUGAAAAAGAACAACAACGUUCAAAAGUAUCAACAGCAUUGCGUAUUUGAAUCAUUGGUUUUGAUACUGUCCAAGUCAAGUGAUGAAGUUAGAUGAGCUCAACUUAGAUUGCAUCGAAUUGGUUCUCGAGCAUUUAGACCUGAUUGAUCUACUGAAUGCGGGUGAUUCAACUAAACGACUGAACAAAGCUGCGGAGCUCGUUUAUGCUCAUAAAUAUGGGAAUAAAGUCGUGCAGUUCAGAAGUAUACGAAUUUCUCCAAUUCGAUUAUUCAAAACCGAAGGUGCAUCAAUGGUUGUUAUAGAAGAUUUGAAAACUGCUCUUCAGCUGUUGCGCUGUGUUGGACGCAUGAUUUCGAAAUUACACAUAAAUUUUUCCGUCUUCCGAAUUAUAGAAGAAGACAUUGAGGAAAAAUUGCAAAGGGACCGGAGGCUAUUCAAAUAUAUCAACAAUUAUUGUGCCGAAUUCAUGAAGGAUUUUUUUAUAUAUUCACCAGCUCCUGUAGUUGCAUCAUAUCGAGCUGAUUUUUUGACGUAUUUUGAAAAGCCUUUCAUAAACGUUGAGAUGUUUGGCCACUUGAACUAUCAUUUCACUGAGAAAAGUUGUCUGAUUAAAAGAUUUCCAAAGUUGAAGGAAUUAGGAUGUGGUCACACCAGAAAUGUAUCGUUUUAUAACAUCAACAAAAUCCAUUUUCCGCAUUUGGAACAUUUGCAGAUUUGGGAAUUUAGUCACAUCGAAGUAUCGCUCCAAAAUGAUAUGGUGCUCCCUAUUUUGCAGCUGAAUCCACAAUUAAGAGAGCUUACACUGAAGUCGUUUUUCUUAAAUUCCAGUAAUUUGAAUAUAAAUUUGAUUCGGGAUGCAGUUGAAAGUUUGCAAAAUAUUGAAACUCUUUUUCUUGAUAUAAAGCCAAUCACAUCUAUCAAAGAGAGCGACAAUAUUAUACAUAUGAAACGCGUAAAAUCGUUUAAAAUUCAUUUUGAUAAAUUGGAGGAGUUGCCAGAAUGUUUCCUACCUUUUACAUUUGAACAGCUCGAGAAAUUAACCAUUCACUUUCCAAAAGCAGAUUUUCAUAGUUCCUUCAAUGAAGAGUUCUUCAAUUUCAUUGACAAACAUUCAAAAAUAAAACAUCUAACGAUUGGUAACAUUGAUACCUCAGGGGAUGUGGAUUGGUUGGAAUUGGCUAAAUCUUUGCCAUUAUUAGUUGAGAUUUCAUUAGGCUGCUGCUUAUUUUCAACUGACGAAGCUAUCAAUCUCAUAUCUAAAUUUCGAAUGUUGAAUCAAUUGCGAUUUAAACUAAGUGAUAAUUACAACAGUUUUCGCGAACGAUUGGGCUACACAUGGGAAGGAAUAUAUAAAGUGGACGACAAAACUGUUGAAUUGAAACGCAGAAUUUGAUGUAAAAUGAUUAAAGAAAUUUUUGGCUUGAAUAUAAUAGAAAAAGUCAAUUGGUUUGAAAUAAAAAAUGAAUCUUUGUUUUUAUACUUAUGAUAUUUUGAAUUUUGAACAAAAUGCAACUCACUAACGUACAAUUUGCUAUCGAUAAUUAUAAUUUGUAUUAUUCUUCUUUUUAUUUUAAUAAAAAUUAUUACAACCAAAUCGCAUAACUAAUCUCAUUUACGGAAUUUGAAUUGAACGUCUUGAACGUGUCGGAGUGUUUGU
Sitodiplosis mosellana (orange wheat blossom midge) is the source of this 1671-nucleotide messenger RNA. RefSeq lists its product as uncharacterized. The record is from RefSeq and is a predicted model, not a curated record. NCBI's taxonomy places the organism in Eukaryota, Metazoa, Arthropoda, Insecta, Diptera, Cecidomyiidae. Bases 97 to 1407 code for a protein of 436 amino acids. The transcript has 2 exons.